Volvox carteri f. nagariensis is the source of this 2385-nucleotide messenger RNA. RefSeq lists its product as uncharacterized. Gene Ontology annotation, biological process: protein import into nucleus. The record is from RefSeq and is a predicted model, not a curated record. Gene Ontology annotation, cellular component: nuclear membrane; cytoplasm. NCBI's taxonomy places the organism in Eukaryota, Viridiplantae, Chlorophyta, Chlorophyceae, Chlamydomonadales, Volvocaceae. Bases 1 to 2385 code for a protein of 794 amino acids. The transcript is spliced from 19 exons.
AUGGCCGAAGUAAUGAACCAGUUCCGUGAGCAGCAGGCGACUGACCUGCUGGAGAGCAUCUGGGGGCAGUGCCGGAUUGCCAUGCUGGCGCAGCUGGUGGCGGAGGCGACGGCGGCGUUGACGGGGUGGACGGGUGUGGUGGGGCCAGGAGGAGGCGGCGGCGGUGGUGGUGGUGGAAGUGGAGGCGGUGCAGAUUGGCGUGGAGUGGAGGCGGCAUUGUUUUGCCUACGUGCCGUACAUGUUCCAGUCAAGGCCGCUGCCCUAGGGGGUCGAGCUGGCGAACUGGAUAACCCGCAAGCCGCGGCCACAGCUGCCGAGCUGCAGGCUUUGCUAGGUCGUCUCUUUAGCGACAUCUGUUCACCCUCGGGUGCGGUGGCGGGGUUGCUGCAUGUCCCAUGGGUCUGUCUGGCGGUGUGCCGACUGAUUGCAGAGUACGCUGCCUGGCUUGGAAAAGGGAAAGAUGCGCCCCUGCUGGCCGCGAUGGAUCUGCUGAUUCGCGCGCUGGCGGUGCCUCAAGCCGCCGCUGCGGCUGCGCAGGCUUUUCGGAAUUGCUGUGUCCGUGGCGCGGAGCGACUUACCGGUGACCCGCCCGCGUUGUCGGCGCUGGCGGCGGCAGCCAUGACAGCAGUGGCACCGCCGCCGCCGCCGGCAGGCGGCGGGGCUGGCGCCGCAGCGGCGUCGUCGUCGUCGGCGGCCGUGUCGUUGGGUCUUGAUGAGCGUUGCGCAGUGGUGGAGGGGCUGUCGAGGCUGGCGUCCAGUCUACCGUCGGAUGCAGCGGCGGCGGCGGGAUGCGGUUUGAUGGCGCCGUGUGCGGCGAGGGCGCAAGCCGUGGUAGCAGCUGCGGCAGCAGCGGGCGGGCCGUUGUCCCCAACCACCCUGGCUGCCCUGGCUGCGGAGCUGGGCCUUAUGACUGCAGUGGUGCGAUACCUGGAACCACCCGGUCCUCCACCACGCGCCCAUGUGGGGGGACUGCCCGUACCGGGGACUUCCGGGCCAGUGGCGGCGGCGGCAGGGGCGGCAGGGGGGCCCCUGGAUCACCCAGCGUUGCGGGCUUUGCAGGUGGCCUGGCCCGUGCUCAGUGCUGUGGCUGGUGAGCCUCAGUGCCAGACGGACCCGGGGGUGGUGGAGGCGCUGGCGGAGCUGUACAAGAUCGCGGCACUCGAGGGCUGUGUACAGAUGAUGGCUGCCCUCAUGAACCACAUGCAGACAUCAUCUUCCGGCCCGGCUCCCUCCCCCUCCUUCCCGUCCUGCUCCUCCCCGGGUGAGCUGGCCGCCUCUUUCUUCACUCUGGUGGACCGCUACCUCAUAUUCGCCAGGGAGCUGCUGCUGGGGGGGGAGGGAGUGGCGGCACUGCCCGCCCUCAUGGACUGGGCGUGCAGGAUCCUGGUGACCAUGCGCGAGCGCGAGCCAGCGGCGGCGGCGCUGUCCUUCCUCGGCCACUUGCUAUCGGCGGCAGUUCAAGUAGCGACGGAGGAGAUGACUGGGGCCGGCAGCGAUGGGGCCGGACGGCCGGCGGCAGCGGCGGCGGCAGAGCUGCGGUCCAGGUUAGACAGUCUGUUUGGUCGCUACGGUCCCCGUCUGGUCCAAACCCUCCUGACCGCGGGAGUGGACACGUGCCCGCUGCAGCUCGCGAGGGCACUGGCGGGCUGCCUGGCGGGGCUCACUGCGCUGGCAGAUGCGGGGGCAGCGGUUGCAGAGCUUGUACACAGUGGCAAGCUGGGUGACGGUGGCUCCCUCGCCGCCCUCUUCACGGAGCUCCUGCUGAGGGGACACUAUCCCCAGGAUGCCGCCACCACCACCACCACCACCACCGACCAGCAACAGAAUCAGCAGAACCAACAGCAGCAGCUCCUGCCCCCACUUACAAGAGGUCGGCUGGACUCACUGGUGUCAGACUUUUUCAAGCUAGCACGAGAGGGCAUGGAAUAUGUUUUGAGCCUGGAGAGCGUGCGCAGUACCUACAUGCCAAUAUGCCUGCACCACCGGAUGGCUGGUAGCUCCAAAAUCCUCUGGACCGAAAUCAAGGCAUGUGACCGGGUAGGGUACAUAGGGUGGUACGUCGUGACAUGCCCGCGGUGGCUAAGCGACCUUCAUGGCAGCCGCACGUGUAAGUGCAUGGGUGCUAAGGAUCUCCAACUGUUAACGUACGGUGGGGGCCCACGGCCGCUCUGUCCUCCCUCCGAUCCUUCCCCUUUGUCACUUGGUAAUCCAAGAAGGACCACCAGCGCCGCGGCCAAUCAAACCACGAGGCUUCACCUGCUGUGGUGCGUGCUUGUGCUCAAUGGAAAAGAGCCGCUAGGGCCGGGCCGGCGCUGGAACAGCGGAGACACCAUGGGCUCACGACAGAGCGCACUGCCUAGCUAUCUAUCCAACUGUCUGGUAUGA